Cotesia glomerata is the source of this 1306-nucleotide messenger RNA. It is a transcript of the gene ldbr, whose product is annotated as lariat debranching enzyme. Gene Ontology annotation, biological process: mRNA splicing, via spliceosome. Gene Ontology annotation, molecular function: RNA lariat debranching enzyme activity. Gene Ontology annotation, cellular component: nucleus. The transcript is spliced from 4 exons. The record is from RefSeq and is a predicted model, not a curated record. Bases 142 to 1275 code for a protein of 377 amino acids. Lineage: Eukaryota; Metazoa; Arthropoda; Insecta; Hymenoptera; Braconidae.
AUGACAUUAGCCGGCUUAGGUUUAUCUACCUUGCAAUCUGGUAAUACAAUUUAAAUUGUAACACGUUGAAGUGGUGUGUGAUAAAUCAGCUGUUUUGAAAAAAUUAAAUAUUCACGUGAAAAUAUAUAUUAAAAAAUCAAAAUGAGAAUUGCUGUGGAAGGUUGCGCUCAUGGAGAGCUAGAAAUUAUUUACGACAUUCUAAUGGACACGGAAAAAAGUACUGGCAAAAAAGUAGAUUUAUUGGUUUGUUGUGGUGAUUUUCAAUCAGUAAGAAAUGCUGAAGAUUUAAAUUAUAUGGCUGUUCCAGAUAAAUAUAAAGAACUGUGUUCUUUUCACAAAUAUUAUUCAGGAGAAAAAACCGCUCCAGUGUUGACAAUAUUCAUCGGAGGUAAUCAUGAGGCUUCUAAUUAUCUCCAAGAACUUCCUUAUGGAGGAUGGGUAGCUCCCAAUAUUUAUUACAUGGGAUACGCAGGGGUGCUAAAUGUCGGCGGAAUUAGAAUUGCUGGCAUUUCUGGAAUUUUUAAGGCUCAGAAUUUGCUCGCUGGACAUUUCGAGCAGCCGCCUUAUAAUGGUUCAACUAUUAGGAGUGUAUAUCAUAUUAGAAACCUAGAAGUCUUUAGGUUGAAACAGUUAAGUGGAAACAUAGAUAUAUUUUUGUCCCAUGAUUGGCCUUGUGGAAUUACAAAGUAUGGCAACGAAAAAAAAUUACUGAGGUUUAAAAAGCACUUUCAAGAAGACAUCGAGAACAACGCUCUAGGCAGCCCACCAGGAAUGGAGCUCCUCAAGCAUCACUACCCGUCAUACUGGUUUGCAGCUCAUCUUCACUGCAAAUUUGCAGCCCUGGUCCCGAAUGAGAAUCGUGAUAAAGUAACAAAAUUUUUGGCUCUAGAUAAGUGUCUGCCCAAGCGUAAAUUCUUGCAAAUUUUAGACAUACCACAUGAUGAGACACAAUCACUGUCUCUGUCGUAUGACAUAGAGUGGCUCUCUGUUUUGUUGUUGACAAAUUAUCUGCUUAGUGUUAAAAACACACCCACUUACAUGCCAGGACCCGGUGGAGCCGGUCGUUGGAAUUUCACUCCAACUGAAGCUGAGAAAAAUAUUGUGUUGGAAAAAUUUAAUGACGAUUUAAAAGUACCUUUGAACUUUGAAAGAGAUAAUGAAUUGUCUUGGGGAAUUAAAAAUUUACCUGUUAAUAAUCAAACUAAAUUCUUUUGCGAAAAAUUGGGAAUUGAUGAUCCCAGUGAGCUUAUAAAACUUCAGCAAAGUAGAAGUUAAAUUAAAUAGUCAUUUGUAUUUGUAAAAAUUA